UCAAUCAUUAUCAAUCCAGGAAAAUGGGUUCAAGAGCGAUCAUUCGAGGAAGAAACUGUAUCCUAGGGAGAUUGAGUUACCACAGGAACCAAAUAGCUGUUACCAUCAAUCGUGACAUUCGUAGUUAUGAUGGACUGUUAUGUAAUGGUAUUUUAGAUGAUGUCCAUUCAGGGAAGUCAGCUUCAGUUCAUACAACCAGAGGAGCUGGCUUCGAAAUGUUAGCUCAACCUUGGCUGUUAUCUGGUUUAAUUGAUCGAUGUUCUGGUAAAAGAAGCUCCAAAGUUUUUGUACCAUUGGGAUAUUGUGAUAUGUGGCAGACCAUUCGGUUUGCAAGCACUAAUGCAGCUAGAAGACCUGAGUUUGACAGUGGCAGUGAACAUGAGGAUGAUCAAGAAAGACAUCAAGAGAAGGAAGCAAUAAUGAAAGACUGCGUGGAUUCGACAGUAGAUCUAGGUCAUAACAAAACCAAAUCCAAUGUGAAGAAUCAAGAACAGUCAUCAAUGAAGCAAAAAUUUUGGGGGAGUGUUUGUGGGAUUGGCCCUGCAAUGAAAGCGGUCACUACCGUGAUCAGUAACAAGAAGGAUGAGUUCUUUUCAACCUUGCAGCACUACUGGCUUGGCUUGCGACUACUGUGGCUAGAUGUUAGGAUUUCGUCCAGAUUGAUGCUGAAGCUAGCCAAUGGGAAAAAACUCUCAAGAAGAGAGAGGAGCCAGCUGACCCGUACAACUGCAGACAUAUUCAGGCUGGUCCCCUUUUCAGUUUUUGUCAUAGUUCCGUUCAUGGAAUUCUUGUUGCCUUUGUUUCUAAGGCUGUUCCCAAACAUGCUACCAUCCACGUUCAAGGACAAGUUGAAAGAGCAGGAAGCACUAAAAAGGAAACUCAAAGCAAGGAUGGAAUAUGCCAAGUUUCUACAGGACACUGUUAAAGAAAUGGCAAGAGAAGUGACACGUAGUGGGAAGAUGAAGCAGAGGGCCGAGGAUAUUGAUCAAUUUAUUAAGAAAGUGAGGACUGGUGCAUAUGUUGGUAAGGGUGAAAUCUUGGGUCUUGCAAAGUUAUUCAGUGAUGAACUGACCUUGGAGAAUAUGAGCAGGCCAAGUUUACUAAAUAUGUGCAAGUAUAUGGGGAUCCAGCCAUAUGGGACAAACAAUUAUUUGCGCUUUAUGCUCAGAAGAAAACUGAAAUGUAUACAAGAUGACGAUAUGUUGAUACAGAGAGAAGGUGUAGCCUCUCUCUCUGAACAUGAACUCCGUCAGGCCUGCAGGGAGCGAGGUCACCUUGGAUUGUUUCCAGUAGAGGAGAUGCGGGAAGAGCUGCAAGAUUGGUUGGACCUGUCUCUCUAUAGUGAAGUGCCAUCUUCUCUCCUCAUACUGUCUAGAGCCUUCACACUUUCUGGCAAGAUGAAACCUGAUGAUGUUGCAGCUACACUAUCGUCCCUUCCUGACAACAUACUGAGUAAUGUGUGUGUUAGCCUGCCAUCUGAAGAUGCUCUUACGGCUAGGAAGAGGAAGUUGGCGUUCUUGAAGAUGCAAGAUAAACUUAUCAAGGAAGAAGAAAAUGAGCAAGAGGGUAUGGUGAGGUUGGAAGACAAGAACGGGGCGUCCGAUAAACUCAGUGUGAAGGAAGCCAGCGAUCUAGCAAGAAAAAGAAUGUUUGAUAAACAGGAAGAGCUUUGCAAAAUUAGUCAGGCACUAGCUCUUUUGUCUUCUGCAUCGUCAAUUAGCAAGGAACGGCAAGAAUUCCUAAGCCUUGUGAACAAAGAGAUAGAACUGUACAACUCAUUGCUCGAAGAUUCUACAGCAGAGAAUGCUAAUGAGGCAUAUGUAGCCGCGAAGGGGAGUAAAUCUUCUGGAAGCUCAGUAUCCUCAGCACUGAUGAAAAAGAUAAAUGCCAUGCUCAAAGAACUCACAAAGGAAAUCGAUGAUGUUGACACAGCCAUCGGUGAUGGCUGGCAGCUCCUGGACAGGGACCAUGACGGUAAAGUCACAUCUGAGGAGGUGGCAGCUGCAGCCACGUACCUGAAGCACAACUUGGACAACACAGGCGUAGAGGAACUCAUCGGGAGCCUCUCCAAAGAUAAAGAUGGAAAGAUCCUUGUUGAGGACAUUGUCAGGCUUGGCACACAAGCUGACGAGGCAGAAUUUGACGACGAAUGAUUGCAGUCUGUAGGACCAAGAAUCCAAGGAAAAAACCUCUCUGUAGUGAUGAGAACGCCUAGCUACCGGCCAGCAUGACCCAUCGGCCGAAAGAGAUCUGUAUGCAAACUA
This is a messenger RNA of Lolium perenne, 2264 nucleotides long. RefSeq lists its product as uncharacterized. The record is from RefSeq and is a predicted model, not a curated record. Gene Ontology annotation, molecular function: calcium ion binding; ribosome binding. Gene Ontology annotation, biological process: intracellular monoatomic cation homeostasis. Lineage: Eukaryota; Viridiplantae; Streptophyta; Magnoliopsida; Poales; Poaceae. Gene Ontology annotation, cellular component: mitochondrial inner membrane.